Ogataea angusta is the source of this 1881-nucleotide messenger RNA. RefSeq lists its product as uncharacterized. Gene Ontology annotation, molecular function: protein binding. NCBI's taxonomy places the organism in Eukaryota, Fungi, Ascomycota, Pichiomycetes, Pichiales, Pichiaceae. The transcript has a single exon. Bases 1 to 1881 code for a protein of 626 amino acids. The record is from RefSeq and is a predicted model, not a curated record.
AUGUCUGACAAUUCAACCCCAGAGCCGCAGGCGACGUCCACUGCGAACACGACGCCCAUCAAAGGGCGUCAGAGCCGUGCAGUGGCUAAGCAAACCGCGGAAAAGCUGCUUACUGCGUUUGCAGAGGUGAAAACAGCUGAGACCUCUGAGGAAGAGCCUGGCAACGAUCGCGUUAUACUAGACGAGACUCCCGUCAAGAAAGAGACCAGAGGCCGCAAGCCGAAGAAUUGGGUACCACCGCCGGGGUACACUGCGAAGAAAAAAAGCUCGAAUCCGCCUUCCAAGACAGUUAUAGACGACGAUCUCUACCGCACGCUUGAACAGGAGUAUUACCAGGAACCGACACCUCUCGCAUCGAACCCCUGGCAUCAGAGGCCGGGAGUCAAAAGCACGCACCAGGGAGAGACAAGAGUGUUACACUUUCACGCAUUGAACGAGUCCUACGCCCGGAAGUUUCAGCUAGGACGAGAUCUGAUGGAGCCGAACAUUUUCCAUGUGAAUGAUGAGCUGGUGCAAAGUUAUCCAUUUGAACCCCUGAAAGCGAUCCCUGAUGGCAUUGCAGAUAGUAUUGAAGAGGAAAUAGCCUAUGAGGUCGUUUGCUCGCGCGUCAAUCUGACAGUGCCUGUCAAGUUUGGGUUUAAUGAUGGUGUACGCAAACUGCUCAAGGCCGAAGGCUAUGCACAGUAUCCAACUAACAGCGUCUUGAGACAGGGGUUUGUGGUGAAUACGGGUGGUGUUCCUUUGGUGAGCUCGUUUCUGAAUAAGCCCAUUGAUGGCAAACACUAUUUAUUUGUCUCCGUGAUAGACCGCGCCGGAACAGACACUUCGGUCCGCAAAGAAUUGUCCAUAUGUCAGCCACAAAGCUAUGAUGCGGCGCUGCAGGUAUACGAGGUGGAUCUGGACAAGCAGACAGUCAAUCACAAAAAGACUAUGGUCAUACCCUUUGGAGCCAUCACUUCGAUGAAAUGGCUCCUCAGCUCAGAUCCGGAAGACAGCUUGCUGGCCUGUGUUUGCAAGGAUGGGGUUGUCAGAGUGCUGAGAAUUGAUAAGCGUUUCGUUGAGUCUGGCCCGUAUUCAUGCCUCGUCGCCCCGUCUGUGCUUAUCAAUAUUCCUGAGUUUGACAUCUUCUCCUGCGACUGGACAUCCAAUACCACACUUGUUCUGGGACUGCGAGACGGGUAUCUUGCCGAAGUGAAUAUUACGAAGCCGGAAAAGCCGCUGUUUGUGUUUGGUCUCGACGUGGAGCACAUCAUCUCUGUGACGUCGACGUACUCUGAUUCGCUUUUUGGCGCGCCAUCUCGCAUAGUGGUGAUAUCAGCCACAGAUUUCUACUACUACCUGGUUGAUCUGGACAACAUGAGGGUGAUAGCAGAGUCUCAGAAGGCCAAAGUACCGUGCACCCAGAUCCAGUACUCUGCUCUGGUUGAUGGAUUUGUGAUUGCCGAUGCCACGAAAACGCCAAAGUUUGUGAGCAAAAAAGACAUCCAAAGCUACGUCACACUGAACUUGUGGGACGAUAACCAGGUGUUUUCCAUAGGGGUUUCUGAUUUUGCACCGUUUUUUGUGGCAGGCUACGUUAACGGUUCGGUCAGACUAUACAAUCCAAUCAGAAGAAUACACAGCACUGCCAAGCUGAAGGUGGCUCCCGCGUCUUUGCGCUUGAUGAAAAUGGAUGUCAGCAAGGACGAGUUCCGCUUGGAUCUCUCAUAUGUGGCAACAUCAGAGUCCAAAGACGUCGAAAGCCACUCCAUCUAUGACAACAGAAUUAAUGUGACAAGCUGUGCCCUGGCAAACAGGCCGUCCUGUUCCGGUUUGAUGGCAUGUUCGUUUGCGAAUGGACUGGUGGCCAUAGAACGGAUUUUGAGCGCAAAAUCGAUUUAG